AGGUACCUAUUAGAACUGCCGGUUGCACAGGAUUCUGUGGGAAAGUGAUUAAAAGCUCUUAGCUGUAAUUUCUAUAAGGUUUUUUUUCCCUUCGUCUCCUGGUGGUACUACUAGAGUAAUUUUCGCUGUCGCUCUCAAGGUACGCAAGAAUGAGUGACCAGAAUCAAACUACCUAUGUGGUCGAGCAUUUGGACCCAGAACUUGGGCCCUGGUCUGGAUUGGAGUACGGGUGUAUUGCGCGGGAAUCUCACGGGGCAGGAGCCCGGUUCCUUUUGAGCUCUGUGCCUGUUUCACUCCAGCUGCCCGACGACCUGGCCGCCACUAAAGGGCUGGAAGUAGAACACCGCAGUGUCGAAGAGAUCUUUGCAGACCGAAAGGAGAGGGUGUGUCUGUUGGAUCCAGCUGCAAAGACCGAACUGAGCCCUGCCGACGGGAACGUCUUCGAUGUGUUUCUUUUCGGUGGCAUCCUUGGCGAUGAUCCCCCACGAGACCGUACCUCUGAAUUGAGAAAGAAGGGAUAUGCAGGAAGACGCUUAGGUCCGAAGCAGAUGACCACUGACACCGCAGUGCGCGUCACUCGUCUCGUUGUACAAGGAAAAACUCCCCUGGAAGAAAUUCAAUACAUAGACUACCCUGAACUGCGCAUAAACGAGCAUGAGAGCACUGAAAUGCCUUUCCGAUAUGUGAAAGGACAAGAUGACCAACCCAUCAUGCCUGAUGGAAUGGUGGAAUUGAUCAAGAAAGAUGCCGACAAGGCUGUGGAUGAUUUGUUUUGAAUUAUAGUUGAGGAAGAUAGAUAAAAGUGAUUUUUUUUUUCAAUAUAAUAUUUUUUUUUGGCCUGAAGGCAGCUU
Molecule: messenger RNA, 851 nt
Organism: Penicilliopsis zonata CBS 506.65
Lineage: Eukaryota; Fungi; Ascomycota; Eurotiomycetes; Eurotiales; Aspergillaceae
Exons: 6
Coding region: 150-776 (208 amino acids)
Biological process (GO): peptidyl-arginine methylation
Molecular function (GO): protein-arginine omega-N monomethyltransferase activity
Source: RefSeq, a predicted model, not a curated record